CGUGGAGAUGCAUUCACCUUAUUGAACCGUAGCUUUAGAAUCAUUUAGCUAUCGGUGCCUGUUAUAUCCCUCUCUCGACCAUUUAGUCCUUGGUUAGGCAUCCAGAUAAACUUACCUACCUAACCUAGGUACUUACCUAGCUCAGUCCUUGCUGUCCGAUGUCAAAACGUUGAUGAUUUCACUUUUUGUGAUCUCGAUAUUAUUACUAAUAUAAACUUCCACGUUCUCUACUGUUUCGCCUAUCCUUGAUAACCCAUCAUGUCAUCAGCCUCGGAGCGACGUGGACCACGUAUGGGAAAUAGGAGAGUUAUCCGCGAGCGCGAUCGCUUACAUGUCGACUUACAGCUCACUACCCCAGGCCUAGAAGCUGACGCGAUAAGUUGUUCGGAGCAGGCCGCCUCGGAAGUCAUCAAGCCCGACCAUCUCCCUGAUUGGAGCAACCUUAAGGUCAUCCAUAGAAACACAUUACCACCCCGUAGUCACUUUCACUUGUAUAAUACCGAGGAGGAUGCCCUUUUGGGCGAUGUCAGCAAUAAGUCUCGCGCAGCCCUGCUUUCCGGUACAUCAUGGGGUUUCCAUCUCUCCCCAAGCCCAUUCAAAGGGCCUCGCGAUUUUCAUAAGCCUGGCUUUGACUAUGAUGGCUGGACCCUUAUCAAGGUCCCGGGAAUGUGGCAAUGCCAGGGUUUUGGAAAAGGUCCUCAGUACACUAACGUAAACUACCCCUUUCCUGUCGACCCACCACAUGUGCCCUACGACGACAACGAGUGCGGUCGUUACGUUCUACAGUUCGAAGUUCCCGACCGCCUCAAAGAUGGUAGCGUGUGGAGGCUUCGGUUUGAAGGCGUAGAUGCCGCUUUCACCGCCUGGGUGAACGGUCGAGAGGUUGGCUAUUCACAAGGCUCGCGAAAUCCUAGCGAGUUCGACGUAUCUGAUUUUCUCAACCUCGAUGGCGAAAACAUACUCUGUGUAGAAGUAUACCAGCGGUGUCAUGGAAGCUACAUUGAGGAUCAAGAUCAAUGGUGGCUGAGUGGAAUAUUUAGAGACGUUUGGCUUCAUUCGUUUCCCUCUGCUCACUUUGAAGACUUCCACGUCCAAACUCUUCUUGACGAUGAUUAUGGAGAUGCAGACCUCAUCAUCGACAUCGAAGUGAACAAGCCGAGUCAGGCGGUGUCCAUGAAACUCCUUGAUCGCGAGAACCAACUGGUCACUAGUCAACAGCAAUCCUUAGACACAAACACUGGAAAGUUCAAAUAUCGCAUGAGUAACCCGGAGAAGUGGACAGCAGAGACGCCAUAUCUUUAUACAUUGAUCCUGCACGUUGCAGGUGUAUAUAUCGUGCAAAAAGUUGGGUUUCGCCGAACGGAGCUCAUCGAUGGCGUGUUUUGCGUCAAUGGAAGUCCUAUCAAGAUACGCGGUGUAAACCGACAUGAACAUCAUGCGGAAUCGGGCAGAACUGUUCCUUACGAAGCAAUGAUACAAGAUUUUGCGACUAUGAGAGCUUUCGGCAUUAACGCAAUCCGAACGUGUCAUUAUAUCAACGACCCGAGAUUCUACGAUGUAGCAGAUACCUUAGGAUUCUGGAUUCUGGACGAAGCUGAUCUGGAAUGUCAUGGAUUUGGUGAAAUUGGUGGUGACCCUGCCAGUUACCUUUCGGACAAUCCUGACUGGAGAGAGGCCUACGUUGAUCGCGCACUCCAAAUGGUAAUGCGUGAUAAGAACCACCCUUGCAUCAUCAUGUGGUCGCUUGGAAACGAGGCCUUUUAUGGGAAGAACCAUCAGGCUAUGUAUGACGAGAUCAAGAAGAUUGACUCAACGCGAUUAAUCCAUUACGAAGGCGACCAAGAGGCUAAGACAGCAGAUAUUUUCAGUCGAAUGUACACCUCAGUAGACUCGAUGAUCAAAUAUGCGGAAGAAGACACAUGGAAUAAGCCAUUCGUAAUGUGCGAGUUUGCCCAUGCCAUGGGCAACGGACCUGGCGCUGUUCGAGAGUAUAUCGAGGCAUUUUACAAGUAUCCCAGACUCAUGGGCGGGUUCGUGUGGGAAUGGGCGAAUCAUGGGUUACUGACUGAGACUAAGGACGGUCAGAAGUUCUACGGCUAUGGCGGUGAUUUCGGCGAUGACCCAAAUGACUACAACUUUGUCAUGGACGGUCUUUGCGACUCUCAACAUUUCCCCGGCACAGGACUAGCAGAAUAUAGUAAAGCUAUCGAGCCUGUGCAAGUCCUAAGCAUCGACGGCGGUCAAGUCAAGAUUAUCAAUCGCUACGACUUCCUCACUCUAGAUCACCUUGAAUGCUAUUUUGAGAUCAUCUCUGAUAGGUAUCAACAGAUCGAGCGGAACAUUCCCAUCCCACAAGGCGUCAAGCCGCAUACCGAAGCCACCCUGACUCUUGGCGGGCUUUUUACAACCCUGACGACAGGUUUGACAGAGGCUUGGUUACAAUUAAACUUCACAGCACGGCCUGAUUCGAAAUGGGAGAUUCCCAAUCGCGUUGUAGCCCGUGGCCAGAUUCAACUCACCCCGCCCAAAUCAUUAGCCCAGCUCAAAAUGUUAGCGUCGCCAUCUACAAGCCGUCCAACGAUCCAACGUAAAGACGACUUCAUCUACGCGACGAUUGCAAACGGCACAACUUUCGGCUUCGACACGCGCACGGGAGAGUUGUCUUCCCUGACGAAAGUCUCGAACCCGCAGCUAAACCUCCUGACCGUCCCCUUCGCACUGGACUUCUACCGCGCGCUAACAGACAAUGAUCGCGGCGGACCCUUCGGGAAACAAUGGCUCGAUGCCCGCUUACACCAGACCCGAAACCAUUUCAAGCAAAUCCGCAUCGACGAGACAGACACAGACUGCACCAUCGAAGUCAAAAGCCGGGUCGCACCACCCGUUCUCGCCUGGUGCGUAGACGCCACAACAACAUACACCAUAACCAGCACACACUGCAGUGUUCGCGUCCAAGCGCGACCCCAAGGCCGUCUUCUCCCAGAGACCUUCGCGCGCUUCGGGCUAACCUUCGGGCUGCGCAAGGAGCUGGCCAUCGUAGAGUGGUUCGGGCGCGGGCCGAUGGACUCGUACGUCGACAAGAAGCGCUCGCAGUUCAUGAACACGUGGGGCAUGCAGGCGAGCUCGAUGCUCUACGAGUACGAGUUCCCGCAGGAGGUCGGGAACAAGAUGGACGUCCGCUGGGUCGAGCUCCGCGAGCAAUGGGGCGACGAGGAGGAGGGCCGCUUGCUGCGGGCGCGCUUCGGGGACCAUGACGGCGCUAGUUUUGCCGUCAUGCCGUAUACGGCGAAAGACAUCGACGAGUCCACGCAUCCGCAUGAGUUAAGGGCGCGGAAGCGUGAUGAUUAUAUUGUUCGCCUGGACUGGUUCCAUCAUGGUCUGGGCACGGGGAGCUGUGGGCCUGCGACGCUGCCUGAGUACCAGCUCAGGACUGAUCGCGAAUUUGAUGUUGAGCUUUUGCUUGACUAAGGAAACUAUAACUACUUUUAUCCUCAUACUUAGUAGGCGUUACCGGAUUUUUGGCACAGGAUGACAUAACAGGAUUGCUUAGUUAGCCUUACACAUUUACACAUAGCAUCUUCUCUUUCAGUCUAGUAUAGGAUACAAAAUAUCACAAUCGAAUUUGAAAC
Xylaria bambusicola is the source of this 3629-nucleotide messenger RNA. Its product is annotated as glycoside hydrolase family 2 protein. Gene Ontology annotation, cellular component: beta-galactosidase complex. The record is from RefSeq and is a predicted model, not a curated record. The coding region runs from base 259 to 3468 and encodes 1069 amino acids. The transcript has 2 exons. NCBI's taxonomy places the organism in Eukaryota, Fungi, Ascomycota, Sordariomycetes, Xylariales, Xylariaceae. Gene Ontology annotation, molecular function: beta-galactosidase activity; carbohydrate binding. Gene Ontology annotation, biological process: lactose catabolic process.